GCAACUGCUCUUGAUCGCUGACAGUUUGUCGACAGACCUCUGAAACUCUCACAAUGUCUGACGCUGAAGCCGCCGCUGCUCCCGCUCCUGCCGCCCCGGCAAAGAAGGUGCCUAAGAAGAAGGCACCAGCAAAGCAAAAGAAGGCAGCAAGUCACCCUAAAUACUGUGACAUGAUAAAGAAAGCCAUCUCCUCUCUGAAAGAACGUGGUGGUUCUUCUCGUCAGGCAAUCCUCAAGUACAUCGUGGCCAACUACAAAGUUGAAAGCAAAGCCGCUCAACUUCACCUCAAGUUUGCUCUCCGUGCUGGUGUAAAGAAUGGUAAACUAAAGCAGUCCAAGGGAACUGGUGCCUCUGGAUCCUUCAGACUGGGCGACAAGGCCGAGAAGGCAAAACCCAAGGCCAAGAAAGUUUCCAAGCCCAAAGCGGCCGGAGCUAAGCCAAAAGCCAAGAAAGUGAAGAAGCCAAAGGCUGCUGUUGCCAAGAAAUCUCCAAAGAAGGCAAAGAAGGCCAAGGCAAAGAAACCAGCUGCUGCAGCAAAGCCAAAGACAGCCAAGCCAAAGUCAGCCAAGCCAAAGACAGCCAAGAAGGCAAAGUCAGCCAAGAAGACAAAGACAGCAAAGAAGUGAAGUGCGUGAUGCUUGACUUUAUGAGAUUAAUUCAUAGACAUUAGAGUGAACUCAUCCGUAUGUUUCAUCGCUACAUCAUGGGCUAAAAUGCCUUUCAUCGUAGAAAUCAUCGACUGAGAGACACUAAUCCAGUCCAGUCAACGCCGUGGUGUCCCAACAUCAUAUGACGCGUUCCCUUCAUCGUAGAUCCAUGCAUCGUUCAUUCACCAUGCUAUCACCAUCUACAUCAUCAUUCCUGUCCGUCAUGCAAGAGUACCUUCCCUCGGACUGAACAAGUGCCCCGCCCCAGGGGAGUGAAAUGUGACAAUCGUGCUCUCGGAACUCUUGUCUUCAUAGGCAGCCAUUAUGAGACUGAUACAAGUGCUAAUGACUGAAAGUAUCACGAUCUCGUUCCAUUAUUUAUCGUUGCAUAUUAUUCAUCUGUAAAUACUCAUUGAACACCCGUGUCGUUGUAAAUAGAAUCUCAAAAAUUAAAAUAUUGAAAUGUGA
Messenger RNA from Haliotis rufescens (red abalone), 1115 nucleotides. RefSeq names its product histone H1-delta-like. The transcript has a single exon. Gene Ontology annotation, cellular component: nucleosome; nucleus. Bases 54 to 626 code for a protein of 190 amino acids. Gene Ontology annotation, molecular function: nucleosomal DNA binding; double-stranded DNA binding; structural constituent of chromatin. Gene Ontology annotation, biological process: nucleosome assembly; negative regulation of DNA recombination; chromosome condensation. Lineage: Eukaryota; Metazoa; Mollusca; Gastropoda; Lepetellida; Haliotidae. The record is from RefSeq and is a predicted model, not a curated record.